Molecule: messenger RNA, 2136 nt
Organism: Dovyalis caffra
Lineage: Eukaryota; Viridiplantae; Streptophyta; Magnoliopsida; Malpighiales; Salicaceae
Source: the annotation of a GenBank genome assembly
AUGAAAGCCAUAAAAUUACUCUGUCUUCUGCUCCAUCUCUCGCUAGCCUUGCUCUAUGCAACUGCAGACCAUGGACCAACCAGUGGAACUAGCAUCAUCUUUGCCACACUCGGCAGAUUAGACUAUGCUUUUGACAUUUUUACCCUGCCAAUCAGAGACCCACCAACAAAAACCAAGGAGCUCCAGAUUACAGAUGGGAAAUCAGUAAAUUUCAAUGGUCACUUCCCUUGUCCAUCUCCCUCUCUCCUCUCUCUUUUACCCAACAAAACCCUAAUAAAUCCCACUGGCCAGCAAAACUCACCCCCUCUGAACCUCAUCUACGUCACAGAACGCGGUGGAUCAUCAAAUAUCUUCUACGAUGCGGUCUACGUCAAUAAUCCGCGAAGCACCAGAUCCAGGUCAGCCCUUGAAACUCCUACACGUGUACAAGUUCCUUUAUUGGAGGGGAAAAGUGGACUUUCGAUGAAGGAUAAGCCCACUGUAAGUGGAGAUUAUUUAAUAUACGUGUCAACACAUGAAGACCCACACGAGCCAAGGACGAGUUGGGCUGCAGUGUACUCGACCGAGUUAACUAACGGGAUGACUCGGCGACUCUCCCCGCAUGGAAUUGCCGAUUUCAGCCCCGCGGUGUCUCCUUCUGGCGUGUACACAGCCGUCGCUUCUUACGGUGAGAGAGGAUGGAACGGUGAGGUGGAGGAACUCAGUACAGACAUCUAUAUAUUCGUGACUCGGGAUGGGACUAACCGAGUCAAGGUUGUCGAACACGGCGGUUGGCCCAGCUGGGUGGACGAGUCGACUUUGUACUUCCAUAGAAGAAGCGAAGAAGAUAACUGGAUAAGUAUAUAUAAGGCGAUUUUACCGAGUCAAGGACCGAUUUCGAUUGAGUCAGUGAUCGUCGAGCGAGUUACACCACCUGGCCUCCACGCGUUCACUCCAGCUGCUUCUCCAGGUAACAACAAGUUUAUAGCAGUAACCACGAGAAGACCUAACUCGGAUUAUCGCCAUGUAGAGCUAUUUGACCUAGUUAAUAACGAGUUUAUCGAGUUAACUAGGUUGGUCUCGCCGCAAACACACCACUUGAACCCGUUUAUCUCGCCUGACUCUACCCUAGUUGGGUACCACAGAUGUAGAGGGGCUACAGAGGAUAAAAAGAGCGCCCACUUGUUACUAGAGAAUGUAAAGAGCCCAGCGCCAGACAUUUCGCUGUUUAGGAUUGACGGGUCGUUUCCUUCCUUCUCCCCCACGGGCGACCGUAUUGCUUAUGUUGAUUUUCCGGGUUUGUAUGUGGUAAACCGGGACGGUUCAAACCGGCGCCAGGUUUUUACUGGGAUGGCAUUCUCGACUGCUUGGAACCCGGCUCGGAGAGGUAUUGUUUACACAAGUGCUGGACCCACUUUUGCUAGUGAGAGUACUGAGGUUGAUAUAAUCUCCAUUACUGUUGAUGAUGAUUUGGGGAUGAUUAAUAAUUUUAAGAAGUUGACUAUUAAUGGUGAAAAUAAUGCAUUUCCUUCUGUUUCGCCCGAUGGGAAAUGGGUUGUGUUUCGGUCGGGUCGGUCAGGUCAUAAGAACUUGUAUAUAAUGGAUGCUUUGGAGGGUGAGAAAGGUGGGCUUUUUAGGUUAACGGAGGGUCCAUGGAGCGACACCAUGUGUAAUUGGUCACCAGAUGGUGAAUGGAUUGCUUUUGCAUCUGAUAGGGAGAACCCCGGUUCAGGGAGUUUUGUGUUGUUUUUGAUCCACCCGAAUGGGACCGGUUUGAGGAAGUUGGUUCAAAGUGGGUCGGCUGGGCGGGCAAACCACCCCUCUUUUAGCCCCGAUGGGAAUAGCAUUGUGUUUACUUCAGAUUACGGGGGCAUAUCAGCUGAGCCAAUCUCGAACCCACAUCAUUAUCAACCUUAUGGAGAGAUCUUCACGAUCAAAUUGGAUGGAUCUGAUUUGAAGAGAUGGACGCAAAAUUCCUAUGAGGACGGGACCCCUGCAUGGGGGCCUACAUAUAUGAAGCCGAAGGAUGUGGAGUGGCCAGGUGAGGGACCACAGUGCUCCUUUGAGGAUUGCCAUUGGCUCAAUAAAAUGCCAAUCCUUGGUGAUUGGGUUGCACCGUUAGACUCGACCAAGCCCGAAUGUGGUACUGGCGCAUGA